AUGUCAGGCGACCCGAUCGAGAUGGACACCAAAGCGUCCCUCCAACAACUCCGCUCGCCUGAAACCCUGUCUGCCCUUCAGGACGUCCAGCGACGUGACUCGCAGAACAUGAGCGAAUCUCCGGACAGCGCUGGGGAAGAGGAAGUGUCCGGCCUAGACACUGGCAGGCCGAAGCGCGCAAAGCGAUCGCGCGCUUGUGUGGCGUGUCGAAACAUGAAGAUUCGAUGUCUUCCAGUCGAAGGACAGCAGGCCUGUAGCAGUUGCGCCAAAGUCAACCGGCAAUGUAUCAUGCCAGGACCGCCUCGAAAACGGCAAAAAACCGUUCACAAGGUGGCCGAGCUGGAGAAGAAAAUCAAUGCAUUGACCGACGCCCUGCUGGCGAAAGGACAACAAUCCUCAGAACCGUCGUCCACGCACGAGUCGCCCGAUAAAGACCACCAAUCGACGAGCGCCAGCACUGAUCCUCCCAGGACCGAAGCGACUACGAAUACCAGUUUGGAGUACGACCAUCAGGUGAUGGAGAAAGUCUUGCCUAAAACGCCCGAAUUCGAGAGAGCCUGCAAUGCCCUGGAGUCCACAGAGCCGCCUGCCCGUGAAACCUAUGUGGACGUGAUUGAGCGUGGUAUCCUCAGCUUCGAGGCUGCCACAGCAAUGUUCAACUACUGGGUGCACAAAAUCGCGAGUAUCUGUCCGCUCGUCCUCUUUCCCCCAGGAACGGAAGUGCAGGAUAUUCGAGCACGACGUCCGAUGUCAUUCCUGGCCUUGCUGACGGUCGUGAGCCCGCUGAUCGAGCCUUCUGUUCAGCCGGCACUGUCCGUUGAACUCAACCGACAACUAUCGGAAAGAGUGCUUUUCCAUGGAGACAAGUCGUUGGACCUUACACAAGCAAUGCUUGUCCAUGCGCAGUACUAUCUCCGACCUCGGGGCGCGAGAGACCUUGCCUUCAAUCAGUAUAUUCAUUCCGCGAUUGUCAUGUCCCUGGAUUUAGGUAUAGGCAAGAGAUCCAAGAUUGACCGGACACGGAGCCCUGCUGAGAGGACAGAACUGGCACGAACAUGGUUGGGUUGCUACAUUUCGGCCAUUGCUGUCUCGACCAUACUUCGACUUCCAGCAUUCAUCAAGUUCAACUCGCGCAUUGAAGAAUGUCUAGAAAUCCUAGCAAACAGUCCCUAUUCCCUGCCCAGCGACAAAUGGCUUUGCUCACUCGUACGACUCCUCCAUCUUGCCGAAGAAGUCUCUGUCGUAUUUAACAUGGACGAUCCUGGAGCCGAGUUAAACUUUACCGAAGCCAGAACUCAACAUCAGCUCAAAUAUUUCCAACGUCAACUCAAGCUCUGGGAGAAGUCUGUCGAUGCCGACAUGGAUCCUUUAAUCAUACAACAUCAAAAGGCCUGGCUCACGCUCUACAUCCACGAAAUCGCCAUCCACGCCGACCAUAACGUCGAUGACUUCCGGCCAGGAGCACCGUACAAUGACCACCGCAAAGGACCGGAACUCAUCAGUUCCAGCCACGUCGAAGCCCUAACGACUCUAUUCGAAGCCAGCCACCAAGUUCUCGACACCUGGCUUGCCCUUGAUGUUCCUUGCGCGCGUUGCCUGCCUAACAUGUACUUGGUCCGCAACGCGUAUGCCAUGGUGGUCUUGAUCAAACUGCACUGGAUCGUGCAUGCCCCGGGUUCCGAACUUGAAUCGGUGUUCCCCACGGAUUUCCGAACCGAACACUAUCUCGAUGCCGUCAUCAAUCGACUGGCGGAGGUGUCGGCGGGCGGCCACAGUCCCUUUGCCGAGGCGUUUGGGUUCGUGUUCAAAAAACUCAAGACCUGGCAUCAACAUCGCGGAGGACAGUUGUCGGACGAUGAAAUGGGGGGCGAAAACGAGUUGCGACGGAGGCAGGCUUCCACCAUGCUGCAGAAUGAUACCACAACAAUCAUUCACUCGGCCAAGGAUGGUACUCUUCAUUCAAGGAAUGCGCCUUCCACGUUGCCCUAUACCACCAUGCCUGCCAUCAUGCCUGGGCAAUGGUCAGCGUCGGACAAAUUGGGAUCCAAUCUGAACGCUGCUUACGAUGCCGCGAGCUACGGAAACACGAAUUGGGAUCAGUUUAAUUUUACCUCGGAAGAGAUGGAUUUGUUUGAUGUGUACAUGAACAACAACGGAUGGAUGGGAUAUCUUCUUUAG
Exophiala dermatitidis NIH/UT8656 is the source of this 2178-nucleotide messenger RNA. RefSeq lists its product as uncharacterized. The coding region runs from base 1 to 2178 and encodes 725 amino acids. The record is from RefSeq and is a predicted model, not a curated record. Gene Ontology annotation, biological process: DNA-templated transcription; regulation of DNA-templated transcription. Gene Ontology annotation, molecular function: transcription cis-regulatory region binding; DNA-binding transcription factor activity, RNA polymerase II-specific; zinc ion binding. Gene Ontology annotation, cellular component: nucleus. Lineage: Eukaryota; Fungi; Ascomycota; Eurotiomycetes; Chaetothyriales; Herpotrichiellaceae. The transcript has 3 exons.